CCGCCGCUGCUACCUCAGCCUCGACGGAGCUCCCUUCACGAACCCCUCUUCCACGCUCGCCCUGCCCGGUGCAGAGGGAGCGCCGCGGGAGCGAAGGCGGGAAGGAAGGAGCCGGGGGCGGCGGGAGAGCGAAGCAAGCACGGCGGCGGCCGCGGUGGCAGCUUGUCCUCGUCCCUCCCGGCGGCCGCAGAGGCAGGAAGAGGAAGCGGCUCCGCAGGCGGCGGGGGUCGCUCUCCGACCCCGCGAGAGGGGGGCACCGCGGAGGGCCCGGCUCCCCUCACCGCUCCCUCGGCCUGGUCUUCGGUGAACCAGGGAGAUGCCCGUGAAAAAGAAGCGCAAAUCCUCGGGGCAGGCGGGGGACGACACGGGCCUCAAGAAAUGUAAAAUCAGCAGCUAUUGCAGAUCACAAGCUUCUAGUAAAGUGAUAAGUGGUGAGGAGCUUUUUUCAAGCAAGAAGUGCCUGGCUUGGUUUUAUGAAUAUGCAGGUGAUGAUGAAAUUGUAGGGCCUGAAGGAAUGGAGAAAUUCUGUGAGGACAUUGGUGUUGAACCGGAAAAUAUUAUUAUGCUUGUGCUAGCCUGGAAACUGGAGGCUGAAAGCAUGGGAUUUUUUACAAAGGAAGAAUGGUUAAAGGGGAUGACCUCAUUACAGUGUGACUGCACGGAAAAGCUGCAAAGUAAAUUUGAUUUUUUGCGCUCACAACUGAAUGACAUUUCAACAUUUAAGAAUAUCUACAGAUACGCAUUUGAUUUUGCAAGGGAUAAAGACCAGCGAAGUCUUGAUAUUGACACUGCAAAAUCUAUGUUAGCUCUUCUACUUGGGAGAACGUGGCCACUGUUUUCAGUAUUUUACCAGUACUUGGAGCAGUCAAAAUACAGAGUAAUUAACAAAGAUCAGUGGUACAAUGUGUUAGAAUUCAGCAGAACUGUUCAUGCGGAUCUUAGCAACUAUGACGAAGAUGGGGCAUGGCCUGUUCUUCUUGAUGAAUUUGUGGAAUGGCAAAAGGUUCGCCAAGCAUCAUAGCAAGAGCAGCUAUGAAGAGAAUGCUGGAUCUCGUGAUGCCCUCUCCUACGAAAACUGAGUCAAAACCAAGGGUUGCAUUCACAUGAACUUUAGCCAUUUUUUUCCUUUUAUUUUUAAAGGAAGCAUUGUUACACAUGAAAUGGGCAUUGAACCACAUCUCUUCUGAGACUGAAAAUUGGAGGGUUUUGUCUUAAGUUUCUAUCAUUUCAGAACAAUAAAGAUUCAGAAUUGUAACAGUCUUUAAAGUGAAGGAUAUCCCUUGAAUAUGACUGUGGUUUCUAUAUUCAAAACCAAAAUAUUGUAGAGUGCAUCAGAAGUAUCCUAUAUGAGUGUUUGAAUCCUGCAAAUGUGUUGAAGUUGUAGUAGUAUAUGAAUCUGGUAUGGUAGUAAUAAUGGGAUGAUUGUCUUUAGGAAGAAUGACUAACUUUAAGCCUUGGCUGGUGUUUGUUAACACCCAUCAUCAUUUGUGCCAUAGUUUACAGCUUCACAUGGAAACAUGGCCUUAAAAUUACUUUUUCUACAAAUGCCACUCAAUGUUUUGCCAUCUUCUAAUGAAACAUUCAUAAUUGUCUGCUUUUGAACUUUUUUAAAAGUACUAAACAGAUGAUGAUGACGCAACCGUAGGCUCUCGAAUCGCUCAUUAAAUUGUGUUUUAUUAUAAACUGGCCUAAAUAUUAAAAAGGAAAGCCUAGGAAAAUCUUUUAAUGUGCACUGGAUGGAGAACACUGAGUGUGAUCCUUUUUCUUCAUCUCCCAAUGUGGGGAGCUAUGAGUUUUUUUAUGACCUGUUUCCAGGUCUCUUCAUGUUAACCUGGAGCUAACAGUUGCACUAAUUUAAUGUGGUACAUUGCCAUCUAGCGAGAACAUGAGGAUCUGGAGUUGUGCGUGCUGACUUACAGUGAAAAUCAGUGUGGAAAUCUAAAGUGCUUAAUUAUCUCCUUAGUUUACUAUUUUUGUACAAUUAAGUAAUAAAUGCUCUACAUUCAAAUCCUACUUUCAUAAAUCGUAUACACACUCUUAGCCAAACAUAGGAAUUCUCAAGGCCUACUUUGUAAUGUGUACAUGAAUUUAGUACAGGGAAAAUGGCAAUGAGUUGAUGGCUGGACAGAAAAAAGUUCAGGAACUAAUACAGCAUCUCACCUGUUCAGUAUGCUGUAGUGAGGUGUUUUUUGGGGUGGGGGUGGGGGUCUACAACAGCCUUCCUCAACCUGGUGUUCUCCUGGUGUUUUGGGUGGCAGCUUGUACCAUUCCUGACGAUUAGCCAUGCUGGUUGGAAUGGAUGUGAGUUGAAGCCCAGUUCACCUGGAGGGCAAGAAGUUGGGAAAGGCUGCUUUACACAGUCAUCCUUUUAGCUAAUCUAGGUCAACUUUGUGAUGUGAUAUUAUCCCCAUAGCUUACCAUGCUAGGUGAGACAUGGUAGUAUUUGCCUCAGGAUAAUGAGAAAAAUAUUGUACGCACUGUACCCAGGUUCAGGUAAGACAAGAUAACCUCUUGUCUGGACAAAAUAGUUUGGAUAUUUUUGUGGGAGAGGGGGAUUCGUUUUGGUUCUUAAGUAUCUGUUUUUGGCAUUCAAUAGAAAAGGGCUAUUUUUCUUUCAGCUCUACCAGCUGGUCAUGUGUGUGACGAAGUUGGUCAUUGAAUUCCUUUCGAGUCAUCGUCUUUGCUCUUCUGUGGCAGUCUGCACAGGAAAAAUACAAUUCGGGGGUUGAGGGAGAGCAUCCCUUAUUACUUCAAACUUGUUGCUCUUACUUAAUUGCUUGUGUUAAUGUGUGUGUCCUAUUGCAGUUUAGAAAGAGUUUAGGAGACUUCUUCCUUGGCCUCAUCAGAACAUAUUUGGUCUGCCAGUUUGUCUGUGUACAAACAGAAAACCACUAACGUUUUGUUAUUAUACCACUCUCUUGGAAGUCAUCCCCAAACCAUAGUCUUAAGCAUAUUUAAUUUGGGAGUAUGUCCCAUUGAACUUGGUGGUAACGUGUAGAAUUCUGGGCUGUAAGUUUGCUAAUCAAAGGAGCACAGUUGACCAAUGCAAGAUGAAUAUUUCGUGACCUCUAGAAUGCAGUUGGUUUGCAAGGCAUACAUACUUCGCAAGAAGGCAGAAGAAAAUCCAUAUCCAAAUGUGUGUUUUGGAUAUGAAAAACGAUGAAGUGUAGCUUCAUGUUUUCAUGAAGAUAUUGGUUGCAUGGAAUUCUGUAAAGUUCAAACCCAAAUAAUUGGUAGAAGCCUUGUUGGAGUUUCCCAGGAUAGGCUAUGAUUAGGAUGGCGUUCUUCCCAGAAUAAGACAAUGCUGCCUUUAAAAGCACUGUAUCCGGGGGUGGGGGGUGUGGGGGGGUGGCUGUCAGAGCAGGCACUGGGUUAUCCUCUAGAAUUGCAGGUUUCCUAGUUGAAUUCUUCCACAUUCUGAAGCUCUGUCAUGAAUGGGAGGAAAUGGCAUGAAAUUGCAUCUUGUUUUGGAACGUAGGUGAGGUCCCUUUCCUAAUUAAGAUUGCAAUGAUAUGCACAAACAUUUGGGAAUAAACCCCGAAGAAAAUGUGACUGACCUCUAAGUAAACAGGCAUAAUAGUUAUCAGUUAAUCAUUGUAUUUGCAGUGCUUUAGAAAACCUUCAUCUCAGCCUUUUGAAGUCUCAAGCUACAAAUCAGGAAAUUCUUAGUGUGUUUAUAAUGUAAAUUAAACCAUCUUUUAAUUCAUUAUGAAUUGAAUUCUGUUUUUUUAACAACUUUAGCCCAAAAGAGCUGAUAUUAACAUGGUAAUCAAUGGAAUGUUGUGUCCACCAAUGCCAACGUCUUAAUGUGAAGGUAUCCAAUUGCUGUGUAUGACUUGUAUCUCUGAGGUUUUAUCACUAUUCUUAUAAUAAAACCAUAUUUCAGGGAUUUAGAACCUA
Molecule: messenger RNA, 3900 nt
Organism: Elgaria multicarinata webbii
Lineage: Eukaryota; Metazoa; Chordata; Lepidosauria; Squamata; Anguidae
Gene: DCUN1D5
Product: defective in cullin neddylation 1 domain containing 5
Exons: 8
Coding region: 317-1021 (234 amino acids)
Biological process (GO): protein neddylation
Cellular component (GO): ubiquitin ligase complex
Molecular function (GO): ubiquitin conjugating enzyme binding; ubiquitin-like protein binding; cullin family protein binding
Source: RefSeq, a predicted model, not a curated record